Messenger RNA from Colletotrichum acutatum, 1353 nucleotides. RefSeq lists its product as uncharacterized. The record is from RefSeq and is a predicted model, not a curated record. The transcript has a single exon. Gene Ontology annotation, biological process: protein localization to kinetochore; attachment of mitotic spindle microtubules to kinetochore. NCBI's taxonomy places the organism in Eukaryota, Fungi, Ascomycota, Sordariomycetes, Glomerellales, Glomerellaceae. Gene Ontology annotation, cellular component: kinetochore. Bases 162 to 1004 code for a protein of 280 amino acids.
GCUGACAGACCCUGGGCGCUUGAGGGCAAAUAAUUAACAACCGCGACAGACCUCCCCCGCCGACAUCAUCUCCGACGCGCCAACGACGAAACUUGAAUCGCCAGCGCACCUACUGGGACAAAGACAUACGACAACAACACAGCUAAUCAACCUUCCAAGAAAUGGACGCGGGAAAGGCGGCCCAAGUGCUGCGCAAAAUCGAAGACCUUAAUGAGAACCAUGAAAUCUCCAUCAUCAGACUCAGCGAACCCAUCUCCAGCGCCGUCGCGCAAGAAUCACGGCAACGGACGUCAGACGCAUCCAACGCAUCCCAAGAUGCCGCGACACCAGCCAGCCUAGAGGCCGACCUCGAACACUACAAGGAGCUCUUCGCCAAGCUUCGGUUCUCCUACGUUGAGCAAGUCACGAAAGAAAAGUUCAUACGUGCCAUCGUUGGCGAUCCGCCCGUCAUCGUCACGCCGCAGGAGAAUCUGGAGCUAGAAAAGGCGAACCUCGAGGCCAAGGCGCAACUCAAGGCGCUCAAGGUGGAAGUCGCGGACAUGGUGACGGAGCUGGAGAGGAAGGGCAAGGAGCUGGCUAAGCGGUACGAGAACGUGUCGCUGGAUACGACGAAGCUGAGGGAGCUGCCCGACAAAAUUGCCGAGUUGGAGGAGCAGGUGGCGGAGCUCAAAGAGUCGCAAGCACCGGGACAGAGCCCGAUGAUGAACCUGCCUCUGGCGAGGACCCUCGAACUGGUGGACGAGAAGAAGAGGCAGCAGCAGCAGUUGGAUCGCGAGCUGGAGCAGUUGCAGGCCAGGGUGCCGCGCAAGAGAAAGGAGCUGGAAAGGCUGCAGGCUGAGCUGAUGCCCUUGGAGGCCAAAAGGCAGAACAGCACGGCAGCUGCCAAGGAGGCGCGAAGGCGGAAGGAUAGAGCCGGUGGUGAUGCAGACGACCUCGAGGAGCGGGGCCGCUGGUUGAGGGCCAGCGAGGCGGCGCUCAAGCAGAUGUUGGAUAUCCAGGGUUGAGAGGGGGUUGGUACAACGGGCGGAUGGGAAGACGGUGGACGACGUAAUGAUUUUGUAUACCCGCACACAGCAGGCCCAGUCAUGGGUUAAAAGACGGCGUUCCCAGGCGUUUGGAGAUGACAUGAAUUCACCGACUCGUUUUACUCGUUUUAAUGGCGCCAGCUACAAUGCCAUCACUCAAUGGUGGAAUGCGAAUUUACCUCUGUCCUGCCUCGCAUCCUCACCUCAUUCUGUUCUGAGUGCAAUUUGCUGUAUCGCAUAGUAGCUGACAUACAACACGGGAAGCAUCCGCUGCAGUCUCAAAGAGACAAAAUAGUCUCAAAUGGGGCUGUCCAGGGGUUUGUCACCA